This is a messenger RNA of Neoarius graeffei (lesser salmon catfish), 6648 nucleotides long. RefSeq names its product coiled-coil domain-containing protein 180-like. The coding region runs from base 696 to 5102 and encodes 1468 amino acids. Lineage: Eukaryota; Metazoa; Chordata; Actinopteri; Siluriformes; Ariidae. The transcript has 38 exons. The record is from RefSeq and is a predicted model, not a curated record.
AACUAUGAAAUAAUAUAUGGAACAUGUAUAGAAUUUUGUGGUAAACAAAAAAAAAGUGGGGGAAAAAACAAAUAUAUUUCAUAUCUUAGAUUCUUCAAAGUAGCCAGUGUUUACCUUGAUGACACUUUGCACACUAUUGGCAUUAUCUUAACCAGCUUCAUGAGGGAGUAAUUAACAGGUGCCUCAUCAAAAGUUAAUUAGUGCAGUUUCUUGCCUUCUUAAUGCAUUUGAGAUCAAAUAAUAAAUAAUAAUACAGUAAACAGCCCUAUUCCAUAACUGUAGUAAUCCAUAUUAUGUCAAGAGAAACGACAUCCAUCAUUACUUUAAGACAUGAAGUGACUUUUAAUGAAUAAAAAUCCUAGUUGUGAAUUUAGUGAGGAAAUGCUGCUCCACUUGCUGGCGCGCGCGCUUGCACUUUUUAAACACCUGCCCGCCUUGUCACCAUAGCAACAAGGAGACGCUGGAGCUGUUAGCAUGGAGAAUGGGUUUGCUUUAUUAUCACGACGCUGAAAACUCCACCAUCAUAUCAACAAUAAGGGGGGGAAAUGAACAAGGAGCUAGUUUUUCUGUUCUCAAAAUUAGCAACCUGCUUCUCACAGUAGCAUUACCUAACUAACUGUUUUAUCACGGCGACAUUUUGUUAGCAGGCUAGCUACAGUAACUCCCAUUAGCUAGAGUUAGCCACUGCAAUAGUCAUGACUGAGACUCGGGUUGUUCCAAGCGGAAAGGUUUAUCGACAAAUGUUUGACGCUCAGGCUCACUUGUCACUGUCUAUUCAUGAAAGGAGAAGGAGGCGUGCUGCACAUGCAGGUUCUCUGAGUGAGGAUAGCCCCAUUAGCAGGAACACAGACACUGGAUCCGAUCAGUAUCCUCUAAGGAGUCAAAGUGGGGCUGAGCAGUGCUCUGAGGUUGCCAUGAGAAACCAGCUUUUUUCAGGAACACAACCUGUAUUCAGCAUAGACCAGGAUGAUCAUGAAGAGAUCAGAGGACUGCCUGACAGUGUCGUUUCGGCAAAGACGGGCUCAGACAUCGUUGAGCGACUCAAGAAGAAAAAACAAAGGGAACACAUGGAAGCUGUCACUCAGCUCCAAAGAGAGUUUACUGAGCUCAGUGCGGACUUUGAGUCAUUGGUGAGAGAGACUGGGGAAGAUUUCCUUCUCAAACUAUCAGAAUAUGAUGAGGAGGUGGAGAGAUCGAUGCAGAAAACAGAACAUGGUGCUGAUUUAGAAUCCUUCAGCCAGCAGGAUCUACAUGAGAUUUGGACCUGUGUAAGCCAUGAGUUUGCUAUGAGGAGAAAUUGUAUCCAGGAGUUGGAUGAGCUAUUUGUCAAAUAUGAGCUUGAACGAGCAGCAAUGAUUACUGCAGUGCUACGGAAAUACACAAUGAAACUUGAAAAAAUCAGUUAUCUGAUGCCCAGUGAUAUCCACCGAUUAAUUAAUAAUGAAGCUAUGAUGAUAAAUCAAGCAUUGCUGGCAAACAGACGAGCUGUGGCUAAACUCCAUUUGAACCUGAUGGAAAAGGAUUUGCAGAAAGAGGUUCUUUACCACCAGAGAUGGCAGACAAACCUUCAGAACUGGAAAAAAAUCAAGGUUGCUGUUGCAGUCAGCCAGUUUAAAGACUUCAUGAACAGCCCUGAAAUUCAAAACCCCAAAAAUGUACAAGACGCUUUAAACACCAUGCAGACAAAACAAAAAGCAUACAGUGAGCAACGCCUCAAAAUCCUUGAGCAAGUCAGAAACAUGACCCCACCAAACUGCUCGAAAUCAUCCGCUGCUGAAUGGUACGCCUCUUUAUCUUCAGUGAAUGAGCAAAUUGAUUGCAUGCACACGGAGACCAUGACAAAACUGCGUGAAUAUUAUGAGAAUACCUGGCAAGACUGUUCCCUGGAAGUUGAACGCGUCAAGAAUGAAGUGUCUACCUAUGGAGUCACCUCAGACCAGAUACAAGACGUUGUUAUUAGUGAGAUGGUGCCUCUUAUUGGCAAAUGCCAGACCCAAGCGGAGGAGCGUUUAGCAGCAAUGGAAAAAGCCUUUGAGGGUUUGGCCAAAACUGCUGCAUUCCUGAGUAAGUCUUUGUUCAAAUUUGUGCAUGGGGCAGCUAAUAUUUGGGACGUGCACAGCACAGGUCUGCAGAGGACCAAGCAGCAGUUGCAGGAUUCUCUCAAGGAAGUCAGCAAGAAGUAUGAAGAAAAGAAGGAAAAAAAAGAGGCUCGGCUGGAUGUGAUGAUGGACAAACUCAGGCAGGAAAGCACAGAGGAGGCCCUCAAAGCUGGACUGGAGCAGAUACUUAACUUUUUAGAGGAAAUUAAGGAAGGGUCUGUCAAUUUCUAUAAGGAGGGAGCUGAUACAGUGGAGAGUUAUCCUGUAAUGGUCCUAAAAGAAAUACACACGUACAGCAUGUCAGUUAGUCAGUACUUCAGUGUCAACGAAAUGUACAGUCAGGACCCAGAGGAGCUUCAGAUACUUUAUCCUUCACUUAUCCUUGGUGCAAGUCAGACAUCUCGCAUAAAGAAGUCACCCUCAGUAAAUCUUUGCCCAAAUGCUUUCCAGAAUGUUACUCCUCAAGCACACACUCCAGAUUUAUCCCACACUGAGGAGAAUAUUGAUUUCUCACAGGAGUUCAGAGACUCUCAAAACAAUGAAACUUUCACAACAGUAAAGGGAAACGUCUACAGCUGCCCUGUAAUACAGUGUGAAGAUGCUGAAGAGAUUUUCAAUGUUCUGGAAGUGGAAGCAGUUUUGUAUCCAAAAAGUCUCAUAGUUGAAUUACAAAGAGAUGUAAGAAAGAAAUUCUUUAAUCACCUUGAGGAGAGGAAUCAGGAGGUUCUGAAUCACGCCGUGGCCAUCAUGGAAGCCAAGAAAGAGAAGCUGAAGUCUGAACUGGAUCUCCGGCUCCAUCUCCAUCAGCCUCGAGCCAAGAGGAUCGAGAUGGACAUUUACAAUGUCCGAGCAGCUGAACUGAUCUUACAUAAAGAUCGUGUGGAUAGACACUGCAACGGUGUUCUACAGGCUCUAGCUGAUUUCCGAACCGACUUCAACAACCUCCAGGUCACACAGCAUGAUAAAACUGAAGAUUUUCGUGCUAAAAUUUCCAGCAUGGAGGACAUGUUGUACACUGCUACCAAGUCUGACAUGCUGGUGAAACUUGGUGAUUCACUACAAAUCAGCUUAGCUGAACACAUGAAUGACUUUCAAGAAUCACAGAGGCAAUUCAGACAAAACAUGGAGAUCAGAUUUGAGGGCCUUAGAGAGGCCAAUGCACAAUUAAUGAAGCAUUUCAAGCUCUUUUCUGAAGGAGGUAAUUUUACCCCAAAUGAGAUUGAGCAAUACAGAAAGCAGCUAGAGAAGAUUGCUAAAUGCAUCGACUCGGCUGAUGAGGCUCUAAUGCUGGACAUGGAGUGUGCAGAAUCCAAAUGCCUGGACCAGGCAAAAGAUGCAAUCAGGAAGUUUGAAGAGAAGCUCCAGUUUCUGAAAGUGGAUCUAAUAUUUCUUGAGAAAAUCCAAAGAGUACUCACAAACACCCAAGUCCAGAUUAAAUCAGAGGCCAUGAAGAGCAACGCUCACAAAAAAAAGAUCAACACUGUGAUGAGUGAACUGAAAGAUAAGCUUGAUGCCUGCACCCAACUCGGUCUGGAUAACAGGGUAACAUCUGGUGACAUUUUUGGUUUAACAUCUUCCCUGAUAGAAGAACUGAGAAUGAGAAGUCAGUAUCUGGACUGUUAUCUGGACCUUUCUAUGGCUGUUCCACUGCCUGACACACCUCUGCAGGGGGCAUUUGCUGUGGCUGCUCGUAAAUGGUCCCGUAAGCAGGAGAAAGUGGGAAACCCAGCUACGGAUCCCCUUCUCCAGCCCAGCAGAAUGGGAAGUACCUUCAUGGAUGACAAGGCUGUAGAGGUGAUCAGAGGACUGCAAAGGAUAAGCAAACCUCAAACCUGCCAAGAGAUCAGUGUAGGUCUUAAAGCGACAAAGUCAGCAGCUCCUCUCAGAACAAGUUCUCCUCCAGGGUCAGUCAACUCCCAGAGGGUGAGGAGAUUGACCAAACCCAAUCGGUUUGAUAAGAGAUUCCAAGUGUUCGGCCCUAAACCUGAUGAUCAACAGGAAAUCCUCACUUUUAAAGGUUUGAUCACUAACAUUCUGUGGGAAGCCAAUGACCGCCUUCUUCAGGAAGCUGAGGACUUCUACAAGAAAAAGGGGCGCCGCUUGGUCAGCCGUCCUCGGUAUAUUCAGGAAUCUUUUGAGCCGUGUGCUGAAGACUUGAACAAGAGACUCCUUGUCUACCAAAGUCAAUCUGAUGAGUACCACCAUAGCUGUGUACAAGAGUUCUGUAAGCAGCUGAAGACCAUUGAGGAGAUGGUCUGUGAGACACCUGAAGCACUUCUAACAAAACUGAGAGAUGAACAUUUGGGGGACCUGAGUCAGAGUUUGACACUCAUCCGCCAGCAGUUUGAACGGACUCGGCAACAAAGUGAAGAAAAGAAGAGAGAACACAGCGGUCAGCUGUCUGUACGUCUGAGCCACCCGGCUUGUGAGGAAGAACUGAACAGGCUGGUCACAGCUGAGGAUGACCGGCAGGAAGAACUGAGGAAGGCUAUUACAAAUAACAGACUGGAACUCCAGGCGUGUAUUAAGAAGAAUGCAGAUGAGUUUGUGACUGCACUUGCCACAUUGACAGAGAACUUGCUCUUCCAAUUGGACAACAUCCUGACCGUUGACGAGAUCCAAGGUGGAUCCGUAGAACCAAAGCAGGAAAACAUCAUAACACUUGUUCGGAAAACAAAAGCGGAUCCUGUACAGGAAGAGGAUGAGAAGAGUCCUUUACUGGGGAGAGGGAGCAGAGUGUGGCCAGGAGUUACUUACUUUGGGACCACUGACGGUUCAUCUGUCAAACGAGAGACAGCCACCAUCACUACAGCUAAAACCACAAUGGCACACUUUAAGGCUAUGGAGGUUCGAAAUGCUCUGCAUCAGAGUUAUGAGCAGAGGCUCAUGGAGGAGCUUGAGAGUGUGGAGAAAUCCAGGCAGGAACAGGAGGCAGAGUUGUUCCAUUGGAAAGAGCACUGGAGAGGCCAACUAAAGACACUCUCUACACUCAACUCAGAAUGACUGUGAGGGACUAGUGGACAUUCUCUGUCAGGAACGAUACAGGAACAAUACAACUCAAGCAUAAACGCAUAGCCACUACACUCCCUACCCAUCCCAUGCCAAGCUCUGAUGUCUAAUAUUCUUCUUCUUUCAGCUGCUCCCGUUAGGUGUCACCACAGCAGCUCAUCAUGAUCUACAUGUUUCAUUUAGCAUAGGUUUUACACCAUAUGCCCUUUCUGACGCAACCCUCCCAAACCUAUCCAGGCUUGGGACCGGCGCUAAGUAUACACUGGCUUUUGCAACCCCAGUGGCUAGGUAUAAUAUCCGAUGUCUAAUGCUUGUGUUAAGUAAAUUUGAUUUUACUUUUUUUUUUCUCUACAAAUUGAGGAAAAGGGUGGCAUGGUGGUGUAGUGGUUAGCACUGUCGCCUCACGGUAAGAAGGUCCUGGGUUCGAGGCCAGCGGGGCCUUUCUGUGUGGAGUUUGUAUGUUCUCCUCAUGUCUGUGUGGGUUUCCUCCGGGUGCUCCAGUUUCCCCCACAGUCCAAAGACAUGCAGGUUAGGCUAAUUGGUGGCUCUAAAUUGACCGGAGGUGUGAAUGUGAAUGGUUGUUUCUCUCUGUGUCACCCCUGUGAUGACCUGGCGACUUGUCCAGGGUGUACCCCACCUCUCACCCAUAGUCAGCUGGGAUAGGCUCCAGCUUGCCUGCAACCCUGUAGAACAGGAUAAGUGGUUACAGAUAAUGCAUGGAUUGAGGGAAAGACUUCUGUUUUAUAGCAGCUUGACACUUGAUGGGUCAUUUACUUGUUCAUCAUCUCAAUUAUUCAGAGGAGGUGACGUGAAUCAGGCCCUCACAGUUGAAUUGCUGUAAAGAAACCACCAAUAGGAAGACGAGAAUUGCUUGGGCCAAGAAACACAAGGAAUGGAUAUUAGACUAGUGGAAAUCUUUACUUUGGUCUGAUGAGUCCAAAUUUGAGAUUUUUGGUUCCAACGGCCAUGUCUUUGUGGGAUGCAGAAAAGGGGAAUGGAUGGUACAGUAUCUGAAUGUGUGGUUCCCACCAUGAAGCAUGAAGGAGAAUGUCUGGCUGAUGGUGUGAAGGUGCUUUGCUGGUGACACUGUUAGUGAUUUAUUCAAAAUUGAAAGCACACUUGACCAGCAUCACUAUCACAACAUUCUACAGUGACCUACCAUCCCAUCUGGUUUGCACUUAGUGGGACUAUCAUUGGUUUUUCAGCAGGACAAAAAACCCAAAACACGCCUCCAGGCUAGUUAAGGGCUAUUGAACCAAGAAGAAGAGUGAAAGAGAGACAGCUGCAUCAGAUAACCUGGCCUCCACAAGCACCUGAUCUAAACCCAAAUGAGAUGGUUUGAGAUUAACUGGACUGCAGAAAAGCAGCCAAAAAGUGUUCAACAUAUAAAGGAAGAAAUUCCUUCAAGACUGCUGGAAAACCAUUCCAUGUCACUACCUCACAAGUGUGCAAAACUGUCAUCAAAGUAAAAGAUGGAUACUUUGAAAACUACAAUAUAAAUCAACAAUAUAAAUUGUUUUGCAUUGUUUACACUUUUUUU